Messenger RNA from Homarus americanus (American lobster), 4824 nucleotides. Its product is annotated as lysosomal acid glucosylceramidase-like. The record is from RefSeq and is a predicted model, not a curated record. Bases 173 to 2131 code for a protein of 652 amino acids. The transcript is spliced from 14 exons. Gene Ontology annotation, molecular function: glucosylceramidase activity. Gene Ontology annotation, biological process: glucosylceramide catabolic process. NCBI's taxonomy places the organism in Eukaryota, Metazoa, Arthropoda, Malacostraca, Decapoda, Nephropidae.
AGAAAGUUGCUGUUGAAUCCGGAUCCUGGUGUGGCCUUGAGUCGUCUGGGAAGGUUGUUAUAAUACUAACACAUAUUGAGUACUUUACUUCAUUACCUCGGCCUCUAGUGUACAGUUAUACCGGGUGACUGUUGACUGUAUUACUGUUAGUUAUCCUGAAUUACCAACAGUCAUGAUACCCACAGGUGGUAGCCGGUCAUCUCCACUUAUUGUGGUGGUUUUACUCGUAAUAGUCCUCAUCUUGGGCUUUAAUUACUGGUCAUUAUCUUCACAACAUAUCAACGCACAACAUAAACUAGAAAAAUUACAAGAAGAGAUUAAAAGAAGUGCCAUGAAGCAGGAACAGUCGGACAACAAGAACGCAGCGCUACAAAAAAAGGUACAUGAAAUGGACGGUUUAUCUGUCAAGUUAAAAAAGAAAUUAGAAGAAGAGGAAAACUUACUGAAAAACAAGGAACAGGAUGACAGCAAGAAAACUUAUGAGAUAACUGACUUGAAGAACAAACUGAUCAAGAUGCAAGAAUGCAUUGCGAAGGAUGAAGCAGCAGCGGUGCAGCGAGAGAAGAUGGCCGUAGCUCAGCCUAACAUAGCCCACGGUCCCAUGAACUUACCUAAUAUUGAAAACAGAGGUGGUUGUAAAAGUCGCAACUAUGGUCAUGGCAGUAUUGUGUGUGUGUGUGAUACCUCCCACUGUGACACUUUCCCACCAGUGCAGCUGCCUGAUGCUGGUGAGGCUCUGAUUGUGACCUCCAGUAAGGCAGGACUACGAUGGCAACUCUCAACUGGAAUAUUUUUAGAACAUGGCAAUGUGAUACAGCCUUCUUUGGAAGUUGAGGUAGACAGCAGUGUGGAAUACCAGAAGAUCAUUGGCUUUGGAGGAGCUUUCACUGAUGCUAGUGGUGUGAAUAUUUUGAGUCUGCCAAAAACAAUGCAGGAUAUGAUAUUGAAAGCUUAUUAUUCUGUGGAUGGCCUCGAGUACAACCUGGGUCGUGUACCUAUUGGUGGCACUGAUUUUAGCACCCACCCAUACACAUACGAUGACCUGAAGGAUGGGGACAUUGAUAUGGAUCUCUCUCACUUCUCACUUGCCGACGAAGAUUUGAAGUACAAGAUCCCGCUGAUACACAGAGCAUUAAACUUGUCCUCAACUCCUCUCAAACUAUUUGGCUCGGCCUGGGGUGCUCCAGCCUGGAUGAAAGACAACAACAAUAUUUCAGGCAAGGGCAAGUUACUGCUCAAGAUGUACUCCACCUGGGCAGACUACCAUGUGAGAUUUAUUAAGAGUUAUGGAGAACACAAUAUCACCUUCUGGGGACUCACUACACAAAAUGAACCAACUGAUGGCCUGGGAGGUUUAGUAAAUUUUAAUGCCGUUGGAUGGACUUCAGAAGAUCAGGCAAAAUGGAUCGGGCAGCACUUCGGUCCAGCUCUGCACAACAACAGCCUUGGUCACCUCACGGUCAUGAUAUUGGAUGACAACCGCUUCCUCCUUCCAAAGUGGGUGGAUGAUAUCAUGAUAGACGGUGAUGCAGCUCCAUAUGUUUCUGGUGUGGCCAUCCAUUGGUACAGUGACUGGUUGACCCCUACCCUCACCCUUGACCUGACACAUGAACGUCACCCAGAGCUUUUCUUGCUCUAUACCGAGGCGUGUACAGGACAGUGGCCAUGGGAGCCGCUCAAGGUGGUGCUGGGGUCCUGGACCAGGGCCGAGGAUUAUGCUGUUGACAUAAUAGAGAACCUGGAACACUGGGUGUCAGGCUGGACUGACUGGAACUUAGCUCUGGAUGUGAAAGGUGGACCGAACUGGAUUAAGAACUUUGUUGAUUCACCGAUUAUUAUCAAUGCACCUAAGGGAGAGUUCUACAAGCAGCCCAUGUACUAUGCCCUGGCUCACUUCACCAAGUUCCUGCCCGAGGGGAGUCGACGUGUGGCAUUACAGUCUACUUAUACAGGAGGGACAACAUCCUCCCUUAGUCACACUGCAUUUGUCCGUCCAGAUAACACGACAGUGCUUGUGUUUCUGAACAAGGGUCAUGAUGCUAUGACAGCAAGAAUCUCAGACAAGAGGGUUGGUCAGCUGAACCUCACAGUAGAGCCUCACACCAUCAUCACAAUGGCGUGGAAGGUGUAGUCAGUCUGCACUGUAUGCCAUUCGUACCUGAACCUUGUGAAAAUUAUCUUUUGGAAAAUGAACCAGUGAUAUUUGAGGUAAAGUAAAUUACCAUACUGGGCUAUCAAGUACUGCACAAAACAAAACACUUAUUUUCUUUCAAAUUAGUUAGUUUAUAAUGUCAGGGGACAAGAAUCAGUCAAUCACUUACUGUUUAUUAUAUGGAAAAUGAAAGACUAAGAAUGUGUUUGUGUUUACUCCUGGUUGUGGCUGCCCUGCAGUAUAGCGGGAGAAGGCUAGAAGAUGAGAAAUACUGUAUAGUGAGAACGAACAAGUGCAGGGAGUCCUUGUUCAUUGACCUGUUGUUUGUUGUUUUCUUAGUUCAUCAUUUGAAGUAAAUGAAUUAUUAUUGAAAUGAUAAUUAGAAUAUGUAUACGGUUUGUCCAACUGCACGAUUACUGUACGAUAGUUCUAUCUGGCCAGUGUACGAUACAGUAGUUCUGCCCAGCGUAUGAUACUUUAUUGUGGCAAUGCCUGAUUCAUUGACUGGUUAUAAAAUUUUAUUAACAAAUUACAUUCCAAUAAAUUUAAUUACUCUAUUUUUUAUUACAAUUAUUUAUGUAAUAUUUACAAACAUCUUCCAGAUAUUUAUGUCGGUGAGUUAGUCGGCCCCGUUGUUAGUCGUGGUCAUCAGGAAUGCAUGCUUGACAAACAAAGAGAUGCCCAGUAAUUUCAAAAUUCCGUAAAUGCAGGGAAUGCCUACAUUUUUCACAUGUUCAAGAAAGGUGAGCUAUAUAGUCUAUGUAACUAAAGUUUUACAGUACUGUACAGUGUAAUGAAUUUUCAAAACAAAUGGAGGAAUAAAUACGAGUGAAUGAGGAGGAAAAUGUGUUGCUCAUGAUUCUGGCCAGAGUAAAAAACAACAACAACAACAACAACAACAACAACUAAUAACAGUAUCAGCUUCAUUGAGUGAGGCUAAGACAGACAUGUGCAGUAUGAUGGAGUUGGCGACACAGUGGUAACUCGCAUCUCUCACUAGUACGUCAUGGGUUCAAGUACUGCUUGGCCCGGACGCAUGAGAGAAGGUUGUUAUUCAGUACAGUAUGACAUUACCAAAUAUUACUGGUUCCCUUCAGGUACUAACACUGGACAAAUAAAAUUCACAACAAAGUAACAAAGAACGAACAAACUGCUCGCACGUUUACAGUUGAUAAGUGGUGAAAUGAUAAUUGACAAUACAGUAUGCAAAACAUUUCUCUAAAACACUGACAAAGCAAAAUAUUACUAGAGGUUCAGGAAAUUAUCCAUGGACUUCAGUAAACAAGUGUGAUAGUAAAGUGAUAUUGUACAGGAUGCUUAUGACUGUGAUCGAGGACACCAGUGCAAUGAUGCUGAUGAAUAUUGACAGCUUGUGAUCAUCAGCCAGUUAUAUAUUCCUUUAUUUCAUUGUAGUAUGGAACAGUCUGGAUAUAUUAACCAAGAAGGAAAUAUUAUUCUCUCUCUGGAUGUUCUUUUAUAUAGAGUAAAGAAAUAUGGCUUCUGCCUUAACCCAUUGUAUAGUGGGAUCAGUCUGUGAUGAUUAAAAUUGCCUUGUGUUAACUAAAUAAAAUAUUAAAAGUGGCAUCCCAGUAAAGAAUAAGUUAGUAGAGACAGUUGAUUAACUCCUUGUGUAGUGGGGUGUGUCUGUGCUGAAUAAAAUAUCAAAAGUGUCGUCCCGGUAGUGAUGGGGUUAAUCCUGUAGAGUAGAUGAUGUUAAUAUUUUUCUUUUAAGUUAUAUGAAAUAUAUAUUAGAGUAGUUGUUGAGUAUAGUGAUCCCUGCAUCAUAUGGUUAAGUGAGAAAGAUCUCUUACUUGUGAAUAAACUUUUCAUUUUCAUUUAUGUUUUUUUGAAUAAUUUGUUAUUAAGUUACCAGAUAUGUUAUUUAUUUUUUGAGGAAUUUAAAGAGGAUAUGGAUGAGGUGAGUGAGACAUCAUCCACCUCAUCUGCCUUUCCUCUUAAUUUUCAGUAAAGAUCAGAAAAAAAUAUUCAAGGCAAUUAAUUUUCAUAAAUAAAAAUGAAAACUUAAUUCAUUAAUAAUUUUAUUGUUAAGGCAUCACUAUACUUUACUAUUACUUGUACGGUACAGUAUACAGUAUUAUUUAUCUUACUCAUGUUCACUUAGGUAUUUACCAUGCUAGUUACCAACAGUAUAGUACAGUACUUGUAUAUGAGGUACAGUAAUCAAGUCUUUCUCCUAAUUUUGUUAGUGUCCUAAGAAUUGCAAAAAUCAAGUACUGUGCAGUACUGUACACUUAUUAACCCUUAACCCUCUGUGUGUAUAUAAGUCUGUAGGUCUCUCUGUGCUGAAUAUAAUAAUCUGGCAUUAGUCAAAUAAAAUAUUACAGGCAGCUUCUCUAUAGUGAAGAGGUUAAGUGGUGGCCUUUAUCAGUGGUAUGUUUCAUGUUCCUUUGUUCCAUUUUUGCACACGUGGGGGUGGAGUAUGGAAUCCUUACCCGCUGUUUCAAGGUUAAUAGUCGGUCAAAAGGUAACGCCUUACUACCGCAAAAUAUACUGGUGCUCGGUGAAUUAAAAUAGAGAAUCUAUUCUUAUAUGUAUUCUUGUGCUGUCACCAUUGUUAUAAGUCUUUUGUGAGUGCUGUAUGGAACAGCACACUGCAAUAUGUGAUAAAUUUGUGCAAUCCUUUUAGAAUAAGUACAAACUCAGUUACAGUA